CACAGGCUGACAGGCUCCCUGCCCACCUCUGCUUCCUCCAGGGACACAGGAACUCCAGGUCACAUCAAGGUCGCCAUGGAUUCACUCAGUGAAGCAAACACCCACUUUGCAUUGGAUCUGUUCCAGCAGUUCAAACUAUCAAAGAAGAAUGACAACAUCUUCUAUUCCCCUUUAUCCAUCGCAUCAGCAUUAGCCAUGACCUACUUAGGAGCCAAAGAAAACACUGCCCUCGAAAUUGGGAAGGUCCUUCACCUCAACGAAGCCACACACAAUACGAGAGGAAGAACUACGACAGAUCACGUUGAAAAGUUGGGCAAUGUGCACCACCAAUUUCAAAAGCUUCUAACGGAAUUAAAGAAACCCACUGAUGCAUAUGAACUGAACAUUGCCAACAAGUUCUAUGGAGAAAACAAGUAUCCAUUUCUUCAAGAAUAUAUGGAUAACGUCAAGAAAUUUUACCUAGCCAGUGUGGAAUCUGUUGAUUUUCAAAAUGCGGCAGAAGAAACUCGUAAGAAGAUUAAUUCCUGGGUGGAAAGCCAAACAAAUGGAAAAAUCAAGGAUCUGCUUCCCGAAAACUCUCUUGAGUCUACCGUUCUGGUUCUGGUGAACGCAGUCUAUUUCAAAGGACUGUGGGACAAGAAAUUUGAUAAAAAAUAUACGGUGGAGGAAAAAUUUUGGCUGAACAAGGAUACAAGCAAACCCGUGCAGAUGAUGAAACAGUCCAGUGUCUUCAAUUUCGCCUCACUGGAGGACGUACAGGCCAAGAUCCUGGAAAUGCCAUACAAAGGCAAGGAUCUAAGCAUGAUGUUGCUGUUGCCAAAUGAAGUGGACGGUCUGCAGAAGCUUGAAGACCAGCUCACCGCUGAGAAACUAGCAGAGUGGACGAGCUCACAGAACAUGAGCGAUAGAUGGGUGGAUUUAUAUUUACCUCGGUUCAAAGUGGAAGACGACUAUGACCUCAAGGCCACACUGCAAGCCUUGGGGAUGCUGGACGCCUUCAAUACACAGAGAGCCAACUUCUCAGGCAUGACAGGGAGCCUGGAUCUCGUGGUGUCUAAAGCCCUCCACAAGUCCUUUGUGGAGGUGACUGAAGAGGGCACCAAGGCCGCAGCUUCUACAAACAUAAGUGCUGGGUUUACAUCACCACCAACUUACCAUUUUCGUUGUGAUCACCCUUUCCUGUUCUUCAUCAAGCACAAUAAGACCAACUGCAUUCUCUUCCUGGGCAGAGUCUCUUCCCCUUAGAUACAAUUAGCCUGCCACUACUUACCGAGAAAUGCAGUUUGUCCAGUACAUUGACUGCUAAAAAUAACAUAUUCUCUUGCAUUCUUUUGUUCCUUUCCAAUCUCAUAGUCAUCACUGGGAACGUAAUGGUUGUCUAUCUAUCUCCCUCUUUCUACAAACACAUGUAAACCUAAAUUAUCUCCCCAUGAUAAUUCCCCUUUGGACAAAAUGUUCAACACGAGGUAAAAGGAUAUUUUAAUACUCUAUCUUCUACUAAAUUUGAAUAAUAUCUAUUUCAAAAACCAUAUCUACUAUUCAAACGUACUAACCUAAAUACCCACAUUUAUUUGAAUUUAGGUGACAUCUAGCACCCUUACUUGUCCAAAUUUCUUUUAUUUUGUGAAAUAGAUGAUCAAUAAAACAUU
Molecule: messenger RNA, 1649 nt
Organism: Leopardus geoffroyi (Geoffroy's cat)
Lineage: Eukaryota; Metazoa; Chordata; Mammalia; Carnivora; Felidae
Gene: SERPINB3
Product: serpin family B member 3
Exons: 8
Coding region: 76-1245 (389 amino acids)
Biological process (GO): negative regulation of endopeptidase activity
Molecular function (GO): serine-type endopeptidase inhibitor activity
Source: RefSeq, a predicted model, not a curated record